UUAUGAUUUCUGCCCGUUGGUGUUUCCACGGUUUGGAUUAGCUCACAUUUUUUCUACUGAAAACGAAUGUGCCUCCAUCAUCGAUAUCAUCGAUAAUCGUGUACCGUGCCGUACAAGAAACAUUCUGCACCUACCUUUCUUCAAACUGCGUACCAUACUCACACCAUUCAGGUUUCAAAACGAAUUAUUCUCAACUGCAUCCAUCGRGAAUGAUUAAAAACCUAUUGAAUCGGUUUCUGCAAAUUUUCUUCACUACUGCGCUUCGUAUACAUUCAACGAUGAUAGAAUUGAAACGGAAACUGUUCCCGGAAUCGUCCACUGGUCUGAUUCCCGAUGAUGUGAUAUGGCGAGGAUCUAAGCAAAAGAGGAACGCACCUGGUCCCCGUCAAAAAAAGGAAAUUUCAACUGUAAAUGGGACGAUAUCAGCGCUACUUGUUGGGGAUCGUCUUGCGUCAAUACCUCAAAAAAUACGGAAGGAGAAACGCCAACGAAGCGCCAACAUGGACAAUGGUCUCGAACAUUCUGUCUUGAUGGUUCUCAAUGGCAAAGAAAAYAUCAAAAGCAAAAAGGGAGGCAGGUCACGACGGAAAGCAAAAAAUCAGCAGAAAAAUCAAACGAAARCAGGGGUCACUGCAUUACUUGAAAAGCGAGAUCUGUCGUCAAAUUUAGUUCGGGGUGGUAUGUUAACAUCCCUCGAAGUCACUGGUAGAUCCCGAAGCAGGUGUCAAUCGCGGUCUUUGGCAAGUAAUCCAACUCUGUCAAAACCAAGGAGAAGAGGGAAUGCAAAGAAGACAACUCAGAAAAUGAACCUAACGAACUCGACUGACAAUAAUGKCGACAGUUUGUUGUUUUGCCUUCCGAAUAGUUUGACGACGAACAAACAUUUUCAGUCAAAGACAACGCUGGCUCAAAAUGAUUCCAAAAGAUCACGAAGGACAGAGAUCCUCGAUAAAAAGCAAGAACGGAAGACAUCAAAGMCUUCGAAGCCCUCGACUCAGAGAAUAUUGCAAAUUGCAAAAAGUGGAAACUAUUUUCAGUCGAGUGUUGGAGAACCAUCUCGCCAGAUUCCGAUGCAGGAAAAAAAGCCAUUACACAGAACAAAAGACAAAACGAAGAGAUCACAAGAAACUUGUGGGCUAGGAGCAUUUAUUGCGAUUAUAGCUGAAAAUAAGACCAAUCAAUGCUCCAGAAAAGAAAAAUCUUUGAGGAGAUUUGUGUCGCCUCUGGAAAAUAGUGUGAAAAAUAAUUCCAUUCUUUCACUGAACGAACAGGGGUCGGCAUCGUCAUUUCCAGUGAACACAACUAAAAUGGAAACUAUUGGAAUGAAAACCACUACAUUGAGUGAUAUACCAAACUUCAUCAUUGUACCRAUAUCUCAACAGAUAGAACCAUCUUUGGAAACCGCAGACGUAGUUCSCAAUGAAUUUGAGAAGAASGAUAAUACGGCAGAAGCGGAAACYAAUGCAKCAGCGGCMAAGGUAUACCCAAAGGAUUGGAUGAUAUCGUCUAAAAAAGUUCAUAGGAAUAAAACUCGAUUAAAACACAAAAAUCGAGCAGCAUCGCCACAGUCUCCGAGAGAAAUCGAACACGAAGCGAAUCCGCCAAAAUACGCUCCGGGGACAAAGUUCGUAAAACACUUCCCCUCCCACGGCUUAUUUUUUGGAAAAAUUGUUGCUUUUGAACCUGAGUCAAGCCUUUAUAAUGUGUAUUACGAAGACGGAGACUCCGAAGACUUAGAAGAGUCAGAGUUGGAYGAGUGCAAGAUUCUGUCSACUAGCUCCGUAUUUGGUGAAGACGGYGACCAGGAACAGCUGAAAASAAUCUCAAUCCUUCAUAAAACUGAAGAGAAGAGUUCAAAAAAUGUUUGCARCGAUUCGAAGGGAAAUCGAACAACAGAUGCUUCUAACAACGAAGAAUCUAAUUCAGAUUGCGAUCCAUCAAAAUCUUYAGAUAAGAAAAUUCAAAGCAAGAUAUCUGAAAAGAACAAACUUACAAAUAAUCAAAAUGCCCGCACCUCUYCCAGGGAAUCAAGAAGACAGUCAAGAGAAACCCACAGGAAGCUAUUCUCCGUAGAGUCUUCGUCUCACAAAGGAGACAAAAAAUCAUUUACAAGGAGAUCAAAAAGACGGAGAAGCCAGCCCAUCAGACUCAUUGAUUCGUCUUGCUCAAAAGAUCAACGAGAGACACGAUCCAAUAGUAGAAAGAAAAGAAAAGUAUCGCACCAAAAAGGCGCGAACGAGAUCGUCAAAGAGCACAAAAUAGGUGAAGACACAACCUCUCGUGGUGACGAGCUUUUGACGUCAAGUCAAAACCAGCCAUUAUUGCCYUCGGAUGACGUCCAAAAGUGCAUGAAAAAGAARCACGUUGAUGAUGCUCUGAGAGCAGUGAUGCCAGAAGGGAACCAGGGGCAGUUGACCGGGGAUUCUGAUCAAACRGAAGACGACAUUUUCAAUUCAACUCCGAUGCGAAAGUUAUUCACGAGAAGUGGAUCGAACGAUACUAAAYCCAAUGRGAAAGAAGAGCACGAACAAGAAGAAGGCAAGAAGAGACGAAGGUCUAAAAGAAAGAGUAUUGAGCCCGAGAGGUAUGGAAAAUUCGCAAAUUCAGCAUCGAAAUCCUCGGAAAAGCAAAUUARAUUGACGCAACCUCUGUCAAAGUCCGCUGAAAAGAAGRUGGGGUCAGUGUCAAGGAAAGAAAAKAACAAGCCCAGAGUAAAAUCAAAAGCAAAGAAGCGGGUUCGCAUAGUUAACGAACAACCCGAAGAAUCGGAUGCCGAAAGUUGUUCCGCGUCAAAUACAAAAGACCCAUGGACASAAACUGAUCUGAAAACACUCCACAAGGCACAUAGAACUGCAGAUCCUACGUCAUUUACAUUUUGGGAAGAUGUUGCGGAGAGAGUAGGUGAAAAAUCUAGCAGAGAAUGCAGAGAGAAAUGGUUUUCUCUCGCGAAAACACCAGAGCCAAARAAAUCGAMGGCACAAAAACAGAAUAAAGUGAACAUCAUUUCCACUGGUCAUCCUCUCAAUGCUGAUGAUGAUAUAUUCAAUUCUACUCCUAUGAGAAGUGUAUUUGGUAUCGGUGAAAACAUCAACGCGUCAGCCAUCGAGUUCGAAGAGCUUGGAGAUAUUUCCAAUAUGAAUUUUGGGAGUUCGAUCAAGAUACAUAACCUCAAUCACAAUGAUGAUAACAUUCUACCACCGACCUACCAGGUGUCAUCGUAUCCACACGGGUACAAGACAUAUAUACAGAACAUUGGCCGCAGCAUGAGGCAAAGAGAUUCGAAGAAGAAAAUCAAGUCAUGUGGAAAUUCGAGUUAUCUCCCUCCGCUAAAGCUAGGAAGGAAAGUCGCUGAGUGUGUCCACGAAGGUGAUGUCGAGGUAAAAGGUAGAUUGAGUCCAGGGGGUACACUUCAUGUAGAUACWUUGGGAAACGAUGACAACGAAGAUUAUCUUGAUGACGACGUCGAGGACGAGUUGUAAUGAACCUACAAUAAUCCUUUGCACUAUUAACURCUAGUAUUGAAGAAAUCUGAUGUUUCUUUUAGUAUUUGGCCUACUAAUUCUGAAUAAUCUGAAGUGAAAAAAUAGUGGCAAAUACUGUGAAGUGUUUCAUAGCAAUUAAAAUMAUCUUACGCAG
Messenger RNA from Pseudo-nitzschia multistriata, 3636 nucleotides. The record is from the annotation of a GenBank genome assembly. NCBI's taxonomy places the organism in Eukaryota, Bacillariophyta, Bacillariophyceae, Bacillariales, Bacillariaceae.